AUGGCACAGCCGCCAAGGCAGCCCAUAGGAGAGGAGAGGCCGGAUCAGGAGCAGUUCGUGCCGAUCGUCAAGUCUGUGGGCGAACAGAAAAGCGACGGUUCCUACUUCUUUGCGUACGAGGGCGCCGAUGGCAGCUUUCGCGAGGAGGUGGGCAUUAUUAAAAAUGCAGGCACAGAAAAUGAGGAGCUGGAAAUAUCGGGCACCUAUCACUACUACGAUGCCAAUGGUGACAAGGUAGAAGUUAGCUAUGUGGCCGAUAAGAACGGCUUUGUGCCACAAGGCACAAGCAUACCCAAGGAAAUAUCUGAGGCGGCACGUAGUCCUGUACAAAAUACUACCACAAAAUAA
This is a messenger RNA of Scaptodrosophila lebanonensis, 348 nucleotides long. RefSeq names its product endocuticle structural protein SgAbd-6-like. Lineage: Eukaryota; Metazoa; Arthropoda; Insecta; Diptera; Drosophilidae. Bases 1 to 348 code for a protein of 115 amino acids. Gene Ontology annotation, molecular function: structural constituent of chitin-based larval cuticle. The transcript has 2 exons. Gene Ontology annotation, cellular component: chitin-based extracellular matrix. The record is from RefSeq and is a predicted model, not a curated record.